AUGCAACGCGCAGGGCCAGCCUUGUCCUUAACGGGUCUGUUGAGAAUCUGGUUUUCUCUCAGCAGUCCUGUUCAAGGCGCCUUCAAUUACUACGAAGGCCUAGAGCCCAGUGUUGUGCAGAAAGCCUAUACCCUAUCCGAUCAGUGUCUUGGGGCCUUUUCAUCGAACUGGUGCUACCUUGAGUCUCGAAUGUGGCAAGGCAGUAACUAUAUCCGCUACUCAGAUAUGGCAUGUCAUAAUGAAAACGAGGAUGAGAUGCCGCCUGAAUGUAACGACCCGUGGUUUUCAACAUCGUUCAUCACACCGGAGAUGAAGGACAUCACGCGCCUCUAUGACAAGGACUUGCUAUGUAGCGAGUGUUUCGUCCAAAUCUGGAAACAGCGACUCAUGUCAUCUAAACUCCCCAAAGACGAGUUUACAGAUUACCUCUUGGAGCAGUAUGAAUCAAUCCAGAAAUUCUGCUCCGUAUCACUGCCCGUUUCAACCUACAGCUCGACUCUUUUCAUUCGGCUUACCAUCCCGACUUCUACCGUGCCUGCCACUACCGUUCCCAGUACCCCAGCCACAACCGAUACCUGCGAUGGACAGCUUGUGGAAGCAGACGACGAUAUACGACUGCCAUGCCUCCGAAUGUCUGAUACUUACAAUGUCAGCACAGGAACACUUGAGUAUAUUACCGGCUCAUAUAGUUGUUCUUUCGAGGGUGUAAUAUGUCUCCCAAAACCCUGUGAGCUGGAUAUUGUCUAUAGGAGUAAUACUUGCGAGGCGCUUGCAGCCAAGUACUCGACCGAUGAGUCACCCGUGUCUCUGACACAGUUUCUGGCAUGGAAUCCGUAUAUUAAAGGUACCUGUGACCGCGUAAAUCAUAUUCAGAGAAUAUGCAAAGGCCCUCCAGGUGGUCGCUUUAAGCCUUCUGGUGUAAUAGCCGUACCGACUGGGCCAGGCGAAUAUUUUACAACAGCUCACCCUGCGGAACCGACACAGCCUGGCACCACCGAGAGUUGUAGCCGGUACUAUAAGGUAGCAUCUGGAGAUACGUGCAACUCUAUCGCCCUUCGAUUAUCUGGAAUAACUGUACCAAUCUCUGGCUCGACUAUGAUGUCUGCGUGGCUCCUGUAUCCGCAACUACUGCGUCCGAGAAUGGCACAUGCGGGCCAUCUUACAGUAACACUAUCUGUGAAGGGUCCUCAUUUGGAGACUGCUGCUCCACGAGUGGAUACUGCAGAACCGGGAUUGAAUACUGCAGCCCUGGCCACUGUGUAUCUGGCGCAUGCGAACCUAGUAACGGCGCCACGACCAACGGGACCUGUGGUCCGGACUGGGGCUAUACAACGUGCAGUAAUCCAAGCUUUGGCCCUUGCUGCUCCGUCUACGGGUACUGUGGCGAGGGCAAGGAAUUUUGUGGGCCGGGACUAUGCUACUCCGGGGAAUGUGACCCAGACAUGGGAGGCCCGAGCAUUAAUGGAGAGUGUGGCCCCAGCUUUGCGGGGAACAAGACUUGUACUGGAACCCAUUUUGGAGACUGCUGCUCGGUGA
Aspergillus affinis is the source of this 1536-nucleotide messenger RNA. Its product is annotated as LysM peptidoglycan-binding domain-containing protein. The coding region runs from base 1 to 1536 and encodes 511 amino acids. The record is from RefSeq and is a predicted model, not a curated record. The transcript is spliced from 11 exons. NCBI's taxonomy places the organism in Eukaryota, Fungi, Ascomycota, Eurotiomycetes, Eurotiales, Aspergillaceae.